Messenger RNA from Silurus meridionalis, 1256 nucleotides. RefSeq names its product lithostathine-1-alpha-like. The record is from RefSeq and is a predicted model, not a curated record. The transcript has 3 exons. Lineage: Eukaryota; Metazoa; Chordata; Actinopteri; Siluriformes; Siluridae. Bases 329 to 724 code for a protein of 131 amino acids.
AUGAAACAAAGACCUGGUAUGAAGCUCAGACCUUCUGCAGAGAGAAAUACACCGACCUGGUCAGCGUGAGGAACCAAACUGAGAAUGAAUUGAUCACAAAACUUAUUCAAACUAUAGUGAAUGAUGGUGUUUGGAUUGGAUUUUCAAUGACUCCUGGAAGUGGUCAGAUCAGAGUAAUUCCUCAUUCAGAUACUGGAGCUCUGACAAACCCAGAGAUGAUUUGAAAUGUGCAGCAGUGAAUAACUCUAAGCAACACUACUGGAGUGAUCUGAACUGCACAGAAGAACUCCCAUUCAUCUGCCAUGAGAAUAAACUGAUCCUGAUAAAGAUGAAUCUGACCUGGAAAGAAGCUCUGAGAUACUGCAGGAACCAUCAUCAUGACCUGGUCUCAGUGCGCUCUGAAGAGAUGCAGCUCUGGGUGAAGGAAGUUGCUCUGAACGCCUCCACCAAACACGUGUGGCUCGGCCUGCGUCACACCUGCGCUCUGGGCUUCUGGUACUGGGUGACUGGAGAGAUGAUCUGCUAUCAGGACUGGGCUCCGGGGAACGGGACAGGAACAGAAGACUGCAGCAAUGAAGAGAGAACCGGAGCAGUGCAGUCUGGAGGAACGAAGCAGCAGUGGGUCAGUCUGCCUCAGAGCAACACACUCAACUUCAUCUGCUCCACCUAUGAAGAUCAUCUGUACCACCGAGUGAUUCAACAAUAUAUCUAUCCAUUCUAUUGACUUUCUUUCCAGAUGUUUAAUCCUAUAUCUAAACCAUAUAUUAUGGAUUUUUUGCCAUGUGAUCUACACUAACAUGUUUACUUUAUUAAUAGAAGGGGGUUUGAGGGGAAAAAAAGAAAGAUGUAUAAUAUUUGCUCGAUUUUGUUUGCUGUAUGUAACAUUUAGAUUGUUUUAGUUGUCUGUAGUGUAACAGACACCUGUAGACAUUUGACACUGUAAUGUCCAUUUAAUACUGCAAAAACAAAGUUCCUGUUUAAAGACCUCUUUAAUGUUUUAUUUUUUUAUAUUUAUGGGUUACAUGUACAUUUAUGGGAUUUGGCAAUGAUCUUAAUACAGCAGUUGCGUUAAUUUCUUAACCACUGAGCUUUCAGUUCCCUAUAUAAAGAGAUUAAUGUUGACAAACUUUAUAUAUGUAUAUGAUUUAAGGUGGUGGUCUCUCUAAACCUGUCGUGUCGAUGAUUUGACUUUUACAUUUGAAUAUGGAGUGUAAUGAUCACUGGAACUCUAAUAAAAUGAAUAUUUUGACUUCCAA